UACUAUCAAAAUAUUUUGAAAAAAUCCAGUUCAGAUUUUAAAGUCACUUAAGUUAUUGUUUUUCAAAAUUAUAUUACUUUCAAAAUUAAAAAGUGUAAAACAUUGUUUUGUCUUGUCUUGUAAUCAUAUAAAGUGAAAAUGAAAGCAGAAUGGUCGAAAGCGUUUAUAGUGCGGCCACGCGAUAAUUUGCAGUCACAUGUUUACAUAAAACAAAAGAAAUUCGUACCAUCUUACGAGAAUGACCCUUGUCCUAUUCCGAUGAACUGGCUCAUGGGCUGGGAGUACGCACGUAUUUGGUUGCGUGAGCGGGAUGAUUAUAUUAGUGCACGCCUGCGCAAAUCCAAAGCAAAAAGAAUUAAAAACGAUUAUACCGCUUGGCUACUUAAACGACAAAUCAAACCCAAAAAAAUCAGCUAGCAAAUGGUUUAAAAUACACGAAUCUUAGUGAAAGCAACUUAUUUUGAUUUAUUUUCAAAUUUCCAAAUUGUUUGUUAAUUUGUUU
Messenger RNA from Bactrocera oleae (olive fruit fly), 502 nucleotides. RefSeq lists its product as uncharacterized. NCBI's taxonomy places the organism in Eukaryota, Metazoa, Arthropoda, Insecta, Diptera, Tephritidae. The record is from RefSeq and is a predicted model, not a curated record.